CAACACCGCCAAGAUGGGUAUGUCAUUUUCGAAACUCCUCGAUAAGUUAUGGUUUGGCAAGAAAGAGAUGCGAAUUCUCAUGGUCGGUCUCGAUGCUGCCGGAAAGACCACCAUCCUGUACAAACUGAAACUUGGCGAGAUUGUCACAACCAUCCCCACCAUCGGAUUCAACGUUGAAACUGUCGAAUACAAGAACAUUCAAUUUACUGUGUGGGAUGUCGGUGGUCAGGACAAGAUCCGACCACUGUGGAGACACUACUUCCAGAACACCCAGGGUAUCAUCUUCGUCGUCGACAGCAACGAUCGUGACCGUGUCGUCGAGGCCAGGGAAGAGUUGCAGAAGAUGCUCAACGAAGACGAGCUACGGGAUGCUCUACUCCUCGUCUUCGCUAACAAACAGGAUCUGCCCAACGCCAUGAGCCCGGCCGAGAUCACCCAACAGCUUGGUCUACAGACCUUGACACGACGUGCCUGGUACAUCCAAUCCACUUGCGCCACCACUGGAGAUGGUCUCUACGAGGGUCUUGAAUGGCUUGCCGGUGCCCUGAAGAAGGCUGGUUACGAGUAAAUGCCUCUCUAUUAUAAUGGUUAAUGUGAAUCCUCAUAUCUGCAGACAUUAUCACUGUAUCAUGAUGGCGCAGAACAUAGGGAGGCUUGGGACACGGGACAUGUUUUUUUAUCAUAGGUCUUGUUGCUAUUUUCCUUUGCCCUGUGUGAAAACAAACUCUUUUUACC
Molecule: messenger RNA, 735 nt
Organism: Microsporum canis CBS 113480
Lineage: Eukaryota; Fungi; Ascomycota; Eurotiomycetes; Onygenales; Arthrodermataceae
Product: ADP-ribosylation factor
Exons: 4
Coding region: 14-568 (184 amino acids)
Biological process (GO): intracellular protein transport; vesicle-mediated transport
Cellular component (GO): plasma membrane; cytoplasm
Molecular function (GO): GTPase activity; GTP binding
Source: RefSeq, a predicted model, not a curated record